CAUUUAAAUCAAUGAAAAUUAAUAAUCUUUAAACUGUUUUCAUUUAUUUAUUUUUUAACCACUUUCAUGUUGACAUUUCACUAUGUAAUUCAAAAUUAAUCAACUGUAAAUAAUUUGAAUUAUAACCAUAAUUCAUCUAAAAAUAUAUUACAUCCAUUAUAAUUUGAGGAUAUCUUUGCUUUGUUCAAUAAUAUUCCCGCUCGCUUCUUCCUUCUCUUCCCACAAGUCAGUCUCUCUCUCUCUCUUUCUCUCCUCCCAUUCUUCUCUUUCUUCAAACAUCAAACAGAGUGAAUGCUAUAUUUUUGCUAUCUUUGCUUAUUUUGUGCUUUUGUUGUGUGUGAUUUGUCUGUGUUUUUACUGAAUUAACUUAUUUUCAACAUUGUCUAAUCAUCUAAAGGACGCUGGUUAAUCAUAUUUUAUGAUUUAAAAUGGCUUCCUCGUCAUCCUCAUCAUCAUCUAAUGUCCAAUUAAGUCGCAAGUUUCGUGAAAUAUGUUCUGAUCUCAACCUAGAUCGGGCUACUGCUGAUGAGGCCUACAACUCUUUCCAACGUAUUCAGAUCAAUUACACUCUUGAGGGUGAAAAGAUACAUUGGCUUGCUUGCGCCCUUUAUGUUGCUUGUCGCAAAGGAACUACUCCUACUAUUGAUGGAAAAGGUGGAUAUGUUGAAGGAAAUUGUGUUUCCCUUACUCGAUUAUUGAGAUCCUGCAAAUUAAGUUUGAUUGAAUUUUUCAACAAGAUGAAAAAAUGGUCUGACAUGGCAAAUUUACCACACGAGAUGAAGGAAAGGUUGGAUCUACUUGAACGCAAUUUUCAUGUAUCAGGCGUCCUUUUCGGCAAGCUCGGAAACAUAUUCAAAGAUUUAUUCAAGAGCCCAAUUCUUUCUCCGACUAAACAAGCAUCAAACCGGAGUCGUAAACAAAGGAAGCUGAGUCUAACCUCUGGCCAUGUAUUUUCUUUCUGUUGGACUCUAUUUGUUCGCGUUAAGGCUGAAUUUAAAAUGAUUAGUCAUGAUCUGAUCAACUCUUAUCAUCUUUUAUUAGCAUGCAUCGAUUUUUGUUUUAGUAACGUCCUUGUCAGUGAAAACGCUAAAGAAUUAUUGAACUCAGAAUUUUCCGAACUUCCUCCUGGAUUCUUUCAAGACGAAUUCAUUGCUCCUGAGCCCGUACCCUGCAUACUAGAGACUUUAUGCAACAGAUGGAAAGAUAUCUGUAAGGAGGAUAGCUGUGUCGAGGCUAAAGGAAUUAAAGAGUACUGGUUUAAACCUUGUAUCAAACGAAUGAUUGAUAAGAAAAUAUUCCGUUGUCGUAAUCCAACUCAUUUUCUAGGAUUUUUAGACAAUGCGUAUUUCGAAGCUAAUUUGAAAGCUAUUACUAAAGAGUACGACCACUUUGUUCUGAAUAUUGGUAAUUUUGACGAGAGAAACUUCUUAAGUGAUAAUGCUGAUGAAGAAUUAGGUGCUCCACAGGGUGACUUUGAAGUAUAUCUCAAUAAUGUUCAACAACGAAUCAAAGAUUCAAAAAGCUUAGCUCCACAAACACCUCUCAGCAAUCGCCAUUAUUUGGCCAAUAGAGAAAAUAUGGGCUCUUUUACUCCUGUCACAAAUGCUGUUCGAACAGUCAGUCGUUUACAAUCUCUCCUUUUGGACUGUAAGCCAGAACCAAGUCCCGGGCUAGUUGAAAUCUUUGCACAAUGCACCACAAAUCCUAACGAUAGAAUCGUUGAAAGAAUCAAAGAGCUUGGAGAUGAAUUCUUGAAAAACUAUUGUCAACCUUCAGAGGAUCAUGGAUUCUCAUCUCCAUCAGCCUCAACUCCAUAUGAUCCUACAAAGAAAAUGUUGAACUCUGGCAUUACACUGUACUUCAAAUGUUUAGAGAAGAUCAUCGGACGAGAGUUGAAAAAGUGGUCUGAAGCUGAAAAGAAGAGCAAUCUUACCAAUUCAUUAUCACACGAGCUUUUCCAUCUAUCUUUAUUCGCAUGUUGCAUGGAAAUUGUUUUAUUUGCAUACAACUCUGAGAAAAGAUUUCCCUGGAUAGUGAAUAUUCUUAGUGACUAUCAUGGUUUUCAACCACUGCAUUUUUAUCGAGUCAUUGAAUUAAUAAUCCGAGAAGAAGACGGAUUAUCGAGAGAUAUCGUCAAACACUUGAAUACAAUCGAGGAGCAGAUCUUGGAAAGUGCAGCAUGGAAGACUGGGUCAGUUCUUUGGGAAAUGAUUAAAGUUAAUGGCUCAGUUCCUGCUUGUCAAGAUGUUUCUCUAGCCAAUCCAUCUCAUGAUUCUAAUACUAUGUCUCCGGCACCAGCCACACCCCGUCGUUUAGAUGGAAUUUUUGCAUCUCCUUUGCCACCAAGUAUGAGCGAUCGAUUUAUAUCUCCUAUGGGUAACACUAGGCGCAGGUUAUUUGACAAUGAACAAUAUAUUCAAGUUUCUAUCCCAGCGCAAACAAAUACGGGCGAAGUUCGACUUAUCCAUGUUACCUUACAACCACAAUCUACUACAAACCUUGAAACUAAUUCUUCAGUACCCAAGUCUGAACCACCUAAGGUCAACAAAGCUGGAUCUCUCGGACUAUUUUUCCGAAAAGUUUAUCAUCUGGCUUGGCUGAGAUUGAGAGAUUUAUGUGACAAAUUGAAUAUUAACGAUGAAGAUCUUCGUCGAAAAAUUUGGACUUGUUUCGAGUUUUCGAUACGUAAUCAUACUGAUCUCAUGCGUGAUCGUCAUCUAGAUCAGAUUUUAAUGUGUGCUGUCUAUGCUAUGUGCAAAGUUACCGGACGCGAUCAAAGUUUCCAAGAUAUCAUGAAAUGCUAUAGACAACAGCCUCAAGCCUCCAGUCAUAUUUAUCGAAAUGUGCUAUUGACAAAUCGAAAAAGACGAAACUCUACUAGCUGUGAGAAUUCUCGUAAUUCUGAAUCUAGCUCCCCCAACCAAGAAGACAAUAAAGAGCGCAUUAGAUCAUCAAGUACUCUCCCCGUUCCACAUCCUAACAGUCAACCUCCAACCCCUACUCGAUUAACUGGAACAGGAUCUAAUUUUGAUUUUCCUGAAGAAAGGGGAGAUCUUAUCAUGUUCUACAAUCAAAUUUAUAUUCCCGAAGUAAAGCAAUACAUUAUGAAAUUUAAUGCAGAGGCUGGUUCUCCUCCGCUCUCACCUCUUCCUAAACUCGCAGCUAAUUCUAUAUCUCCGUAUCGCCGGCUAUCAAACAAACACUCUUUAUUUAUCUCUCCUAUGAAGGCUAAUCUUUUCCCUCCCUCACCUCGACGUCCUAUGUCUUAUCAUUUCUUACGAAGCCCUGCUAAAGACCUUAAAGCUAUCAACUCAAUGAUGAAACUUAAUUCCUCCUCUGGUAAUGAGAAGAAAGUUAUCAAGAGAAUAUUGCAAGAUGAUACUAAUGAAACAAAUUCUGAUACUCGACGACAUGGUGCAGAAAAACCUGUACUACGAUCCAUGAUCGACAACAUUUACACUGAACGUCAAGAAGAUGGUGACGAUACUGAAGAUAAUGGUGAUGUUGAUAUGGAAUAAAAGCUCAUUUCAUGUCAUUAUAUUAAUAAUCUCUCCUUUAUUCCUUUCUGUCUAAUAUCUUAUUGACUUUUCUUGUGUCUAGGCUUUUUGGUUUCUUUGUGCCUUAUAAUUUGAUUUAUUCCUGUGUUGUUAUUUCGCAGCAAACAUUAAUUAGAUGAUAAUUCACUAAUUUACUUCUCCUCCUCCCCUUCGCUUCUUCCUCAUUUUGUCUCGUGAACAUUUUCAAUUAAAUAAAAUAUAUCUAUAUAACGGUGA
This is a messenger RNA of Tetranychus urticae (two-spotted spider mite), 3773 nucleotides long. Its product is annotated as retinoblastoma-like protein 1. The record is from RefSeq and is a predicted model, not a curated record. NCBI's taxonomy places the organism in Eukaryota, Metazoa, Arthropoda, Arachnida, Trombidiformes, Tetranychidae. Gene Ontology annotation, molecular function: RNA polymerase II transcription regulatory region sequence-specific DNA binding. Gene Ontology annotation, biological process: cell differentiation; regulation of transcription by RNA polymerase II; negative regulation of G1/S transition of mitotic cell cycle. Gene Ontology annotation, cellular component: transcription regulator complex; chromatin; nucleus.